AUGCUGGUCUGUAUACCGGAUGAUGAAACGAGAGGACCAGCAACAGAGCCAGGGUUUUGGCAUGCUACAAUGCGUAAACAUGGGCUGGACGAUUUCGAUUCAAGUUUUCGCUUGCCUGAUACCGAUCCUAACACACUCACCUUGUCGAAUGCCAAGGUCAAUCACAAUACCGAGUUCCACUGCAUAACAUCCGCCGACAAUGGCAAUUCCUCACGCGCAUCCAGAAAAGGUUGUUCGCAACGGCAGUUGAUGUUCUGCAAUGUUUGCCACUACCACUACGCGGCAAAGAUCAUCCCUGGUGUUGAGAGCCUCAACUCAACCGAUCAAAUAGCCGACCGCGCGGGAUGA
This is a messenger RNA of Plenodomus lingam JN3, 348 nucleotides long. RefSeq lists its product as uncharacterized. NCBI's taxonomy places the organism in Eukaryota, Fungi, Ascomycota, Dothideomycetes, Pleosporales, Leptosphaeriaceae. The record is from RefSeq and is a predicted model, not a curated record.